CGGCGGCAGCGGAGGCGGGCGCGGCAACGUCCCCCGGAAGUGGAGCCUGGGACUUCCACUCGUGCGUGAGGCGAGCGGAGCCGGAGACGAGACCAGAGGCCGAACUCGGGAUCUGACAAGAUGGCCGGGCUGCCCCGCAGGAUUAUCAAGGAAACCCAGCGUUUGCUGGCAGAACCAGUUCCCGGCAUUAAAGCAGAACCAGAUGAGAGCAACGCCCGUUAUUUUCAUGUGGUCAUUGCCGGCCCUCAGGAUUCCCCCUUUGAGGGAGGGACUUUUAAACUUGAACUAUUCCUUCCAGAAGAAUACCCAAUGGCAGCCCCUAAAGUACGUUUCAUGACCAAAAUUUAUCAUCCUAAUGUAGACAAGUUGGGAAGAAUAUGUUUAGAUAUUUUGAAAGAUAAGUGGUCCCCAGCACUGCAGAUCCGCACAGUUCUGCUAUCGAUCCAGGCUUUGUUAAGUGCUCCCAAUCCAGAUGAUCCAUUAGCAAAUGAUGUAGCGGAGCAAUGGAAGACCAAUGAAGCCCAAGCCAUAGAAACAGCUAGAGCAUGGACUAGGCUAUAUGCCAUGAAUAAUAUUUAAAUCGAUUCGAUCGUCAAGUGUGCAUCACUUCUCCUGUUCUGCCAAGACUUCUUCCUUUUUUGUUUGCAUUUAAUGGACACAGUCUUAGAAACAUUACAGAAUAAAAACCCAGACAUCUUCAAUCCUUUGGUGAUUAAAUGCACAUUAGCAAAUCUAUGUCUUGUCCUGAUUCACUGUUGUAAAGCAUGAGCAGAGGCUAGAAGUAUCAUCUGAAUUGUUGCGAAACGUUUAAAAGCAGUGGCCCCUCUCUGCUUUUAUUCAUUUCCCUCAUCAUGGUUUAAGUAUAAAGCACUGUGAAUGAAGGUAGUUGUCAGGGUUAGCUGCAGGGGUGUGGGUGUUUUUCUUUAUUUUAUUAUUAUUAUUUUUUUUUGGUGGGGGGGAAGGUAGUUUUAUUUUAAUUUUAUGGGCUCCUUUCCCCCUUUUUAUGGUGAUCUAAUUGCAUUGGUUAAAAGCAGCUAACCAGUUCUUUAGAAUAUGCUCUCUAGCCAAGUCUAACUUUAUUUAGACGCUGUAGAUGGACAAGCUCGAUUGUUGGAACCAAAACGGGAACAUUAAACAGACAUCACAGCCCUCACUAAUAACAUUGUGACCUUGCUGUCAAGUGUAGAAUCCUCCCUUCAAGAAAAAGCUUGUGACCAUUUUGUAUGGCUUGUCUGGAAACUCCUGUAAAUCUUAUGUUUUAGUAAAAUAUUUUUUGUUAUUCUA
Bubalus bubalis (water buffalo) is the source of this 1284-nucleotide messenger RNA. It is a transcript of the gene UBE2N, whose product is annotated as ubiquitin conjugating enzyme E2 N. Gene Ontology annotation, biological process: DNA damage tolerance; protein K63-linked ubiquitination. The record is from RefSeq and is a predicted model, not a curated record. The coding region runs from base 121 to 579 and encodes 152 amino acids. Gene Ontology annotation, molecular function: ubiquitin conjugating enzyme activity. Gene Ontology annotation, cellular component: nucleus. NCBI's taxonomy places the organism in Eukaryota, Metazoa, Chordata, Mammalia, Artiodactyla, Bovidae. The transcript has 4 exons.